Molecule: messenger RNA, 936 nt
Organism: Monascus purpureus
Lineage: Eukaryota; Fungi; Ascomycota; Eurotiomycetes; Eurotiales; Aspergillaceae
Source: the annotation of a GenBank genome assembly
AUGAGAUUACAGCUUCAGGAUCCCCAGACACAACUCCUUCGAAACGAAGCAGGUCUCGACUCAUCCUCGGAUUCUCGUUGUCCUCGAUUCGACGGACAGUGUCCCAUUGCUGAUUCUCAAUCGGAUAAGAAGGAGCAAGUGAAUAUGUCUAGACAAUCCUACAACCCUCAGUCAUCUGCAUUUCUUCAUGACCCUUAUGUUGGUCUUCCAAUAAUUGGGACUGGCAUGACUGGGAUUAUUUUCCAACUAGGAGCAGACCGCGCUGUUAAGAAAGCUAAGCAAUACGAGCCUCAGCCCCUCCAGGACCGCGAGGAUACGGAAUAUGUCAACGGAAUGAACCAGCAAAUUCUGGAAAAUGAGAUCCAAGUCUUUGAACGUCUGGGCAGGUAUAAAGGGAUCAUCUCAUGCUUUCGUACAUCCCAGUACGGGAUUGAGCUAGCCCUUGCACAAGGAGAUCUUGAAUCCUACCUAGAAACCUACCCGGAGCGUGAGGACUCUUUAAAGAUUGCCUGGAUGUCAAGUCUUAUUGAGACAUUCUCUUAUGUUCACUCCUGCAAGAUAUUUGUGGAUGCUAUUGCUCUCCGCAAUAUCUUGAUCAUGGACGAACAGCUCAAACUUGCGGAUUUUGGCCAGUCCAUUCUAUUACCCCUCGAUAUUGAUAUCACUUCUGCCAAGGAAAAUGAUAUGAAUGCCCAGAUUGAGAUACUUCAUCUUGGCUGGAUCCUAUACUCAAUUUCAUCCUGGCAUGUUCAUAAAUAUCAUUUCUUCGGCCCCGAGAACCCUGAUCUCUGUUGGCCUGAUGCUGACUCACUCCCAAAUGUUGAUGAUGUUUUAUUUGGAAGAAUAAUUAGGAAGUGUUGGCGCGGUGAAUAUGCAAGUAUGGAUCAGUGGAAAGAAGAGGCUCACCAAUUUCUUACUAGCUAUGAGACAAAGUAG